UCAACAUGGCGAACGAGCUGACAUCAGCCCCAGACUCAGUGCAGUGUCCUGUGUGUUUUAAGGAUUUCAGGACAGACAGAAUUAAUGGACACCUGGACGUGUGUCUGCUGGGUGGCGGUACCGACAGCAGUCCGUCCACAGCGGGCGAAAACGGACCUCCAGAGAAGAAACCUCGUAUUAAUGCGGAAAAGGUUCCGUCCAGUCCCGGUGUAAACAAAAGUACCGUCCCCUCCUCCUCCUCUUCCUCCUCGGCAGGUACGUCGUCAACAGCGGUAUUCUCCAUGUUCCAAACAAACAAGAGUAAAGUUUCUUCUCAAAAUGAACGUAACGGACCAUUCUUCAGUAAAACAAGCUCUGGUCUUGCUGCUAACAAGGGAGUUAAACGUAGUUUGCCAGAGGAGGCGGAAGCAGGACCGGCAAGUAGGCCUCCAGAGGUUCUGAAGAGCCAGCCCUCUGGAUUCAACGGGCCGACCGUGAACGCAUCACAUCAACUGUCACUGCACACACUGCUCACAAUGAAUAAACCCCUGGCAGACAUACUGCGACCAAACACACUGGAGGAGUACUUUGGUCAGACUAAAGUUGUAGGCCAGCAAACACUCCUCCGGUCACUUCUGGACUCUCAGGAAAUACCAUCUCUGAUCCUCUGGGGACCACCAGGAUGUGGAAAGACCACUUUAGCUCACAUAAUUGCCAGCGCCAGUAAAAAGAAUGGAUCAGCCCGCUUUGUCCCUCUGUCAGCCACCAGUGCGUCUGUUAAUGAUGUUCGUGAGGUAAUCAAGCAGGCACAGAAUGAGCUUCGACUGUGCAAGAGGAAGACCAUCCUAUUUAUUGAUGAAAUUCACCGCUUCAACAAAUCCCAGCAGGACACCUUCCUUCCUCACGUCGAGUGUGGGACGGUGACGCUGAUCGGGGCGACCACAGAGAAUCCUUCCUUUCAGGUGAACGCCGCUCUGCUGAGCAGGUGUAGGGUGCUGGUCCUGGAGAGGCUGUCCGUGGAAGCGAUGGGCGCGAUCCUGGACAGGGCCGUGUCCACACUGGGGGUCAAGGUACUGGGACGUGAGCCAGAAAAUUCCAAAGAUCAGGACCAGUCAGAUGGACAUGAGCCAAAGGUAUUAAUCGAACAAAAAGCUCUUGACACCAUAGCCUACCUUUGUGAUGGUGACGCAAGGGUGGGCCUCAAUAGUCUCCAGCUCGCUGUUCAGGCUCAGGUGAGCUUGGCUAACACAUUAACACAUGACACUUCAUCCCUGGAAAUAGUGGUGAAGGAGGAGCAUGUGAAGGAGGGUCUUCAGAGGUCCCAUAUUCUCUAUGAUAAAGCAGGUGAAGAGCAUUUCAACUGUAUCUCAGCAUUGCACAAGUCGAUGAGAGGCUCCCAUGAGAACGCCUCCCUGUACUGGCUGGGCCGCAUGCUGGAGGGUGGUGAAGAUCCCCUCUAUGUCGCUCGAAGGCUUGUCCGCUUUGCCAGUGAAGAUGUGGGUCUGGCAGAUCCCUCUGCUCUUCCUCAGGCUGUUUCUACCUUCCAGGCUUGUCACUUUAUUGGGAUGCCUGAAUGUGAGGUGAUCUUGGCUCAGUGUGUUGUCUAUUUGGCCCGAGCGCCCAAGUCUGCAGACAUGUACUUAGCCUAUGAUAAUGUGAAGGCAUGUUUGAGGAACCAUAAGGGUCCGCUCCCUCCUGUGCCUCUUCAUCUCCGCAAUGCCUCAAGCAAACUGAUGAAACAGCUGGGCUACGCUAAGGGCUACAAAUACAACCCAGCCUUCAGUGGCCCUGUAGAGCAGGAGUACUUACCUGAAGAGCUGAAGGGAAUUGACUUCUUCACCUGGAAGCCACCAGCCCCAUAAGGACCAUCAUUUACAGAGCAUGCUUAAAUAUGCUUAGAAAGCCACCUUGUGAAAUGGUCACAAGGGAUAUACAAGUCACACAUACUGUCUGAUUAAUACUGUUUUCAAAGUGGAAACCAUUAACAUAACUUUAGCUGAUAGUUUUACACACCAAUCACUGUUUUAGGACAUUUAGUUUCCCAUAUAAUCUCCAAUGAACAAUCACAUGUAGGUAAAAUCAAUAAACUGUCACCAUAAUGAUCUGUUCAACUUUAUUUCCAUGCUGUGUAUUCAAAUAUUUACUACAUUAAAUGUCUGAUUUCAUUUAUUCUUGUCCUGUUCUAUAACAAUUCAAUCAUGUUUAUACUGAUUAAAAUAUUUGUUUUAUGAUUGUUAUAUGUUUUUAAAUUUAAAUUUUGCUGUACUUGCAGCCCUAUGUGAAAUACAAUAUAAUACAACACAAAUAUUUCACAGUUUCAUAGUUUAUUAUUCAGUCACUUCUUCAUUUCUGGAGAUUUC
Molecule: messenger RNA, 2339 nt
Organism: Sphaeramia orbicularis (orbiculate cardinalfish)
Lineage: Eukaryota; Metazoa; Chordata; Actinopteri; Kurtiformes; Apogonidae
Gene: wrnip1
Product: WRN helicase interacting protein 1
Exons: 7
Coding region: 6-1841 (611 amino acids)
Biological process (GO): DNA synthesis involved in DNA repair; DNA repair; DNA-templated DNA replication
Cellular component (GO): nucleus
Molecular function (GO): single-stranded DNA helicase activity; DNA binding; ATP binding
Source: RefSeq, a predicted model, not a curated record